AUGGCGGUGGAUAUUGGCAGGGCUUGGUCCCUCCGCUCUCGCACUGAUCCGAUCUACGCCUCACGUGAAUUUUCUUUUGUUUCCUUCUUUUCUGGGAGAGCAGCAAAUGCCCAACGCCGGGAUGUAACGCCGGAUGUAAUAACCGGCAAGCAGGGCACCGCGACGGCCUCUACUCCCACCACCGCUGCCCUGUUGUCUUGCCCGAGCAGGGAACUAAGGGGUGCCGCCGGAAAUGGUCACCCGCCGCCCAUCCUCGCCGCGCACGAGACGAUCGUCAAGUGCCCUACCCCGGGCUGCUCCGGGCGAGGCCACGUCAACCAGUCGAGACACUGCCACCGCUCCCUCUCCGGCUGCCCCGUCGCCGCCGCGUCCAAGCAGGCUGCUCGGCACGCCCGCCAACGCAUGGCCCUGCUUCAGCAGCCCCCUCACAUACCGCUACAGCAGACAGCCCCGACGUCCGAGCGCCUGCUGCGCCCCGUGUGCCUCGUGAAGCAGCUGGACUUCUCUCAGCCGUCGCUCCCUCUGCUGCCAGGAGCCUCCGCGCCGCGCCCCGCCUCCCUCGCGUCGUCCUCCGCAGCCGCAUCUGCUCUCACCUCAUCAUCUUCGUCCUCCAGUGCGCUGUCGGCCGGCGCUCUCCCGAGCUCGCUGUCCAGCGUCGCCUCAUCCAGUGCAACCCUUGACCAGUCGGCGGCGUCAUCGUCAUCUUGCCAGUCUCCGACAGUCGGCCCGCCAGCGUCGUCGUCGUCGUCGUCGUCGACUGUCCCUGUGUCGUCUGUGGUGCCAAAGGUCGAAGCUUCCAGUGCGUCUUCCACGUCAGCUGAGUCGUCGUGUUCGGGCGGCGCCUCUGGCUCGGCUGGCCCCCCCUCUCCGCAGGGAUUCGCGUCCUUGUGCUCGCCCGCUCCUGACGAGGACGCGAGCACGGGCAGGGGAACGCCCCCGACGCCGCCUCUUGCCCCGAGCCCUCCGUGCAUCAAGGCCGAAGGCAGUUCCCCCUCGUGCUUCCCGCCAGGCGGCGCGGGCUCCCCCCCGGGCGCGUGUGGAGAGUCGGUCCUCGAGCGCGAGCACUUGAUGGAGACCGCCGCAGCGCCCGCCGCCGCCGCACGCGACCAGCCCGCCCUCAGACCCCUGGACCCUCCUAAAGCUUGCAUGGAGGACGUGGCCGGGGGAGGCAGCAGCAGCAACAGCGGCAGUGCGACCCUCACCACCACCACCUCCAGCAGAGCCAACAACAGCGCGAGAAGCGCCACGCAAAGCCCGCAUAAGGGCCUGGGCUCUCUAGGCUCGUCCGUGAGCGUGAAGGCGUCCGAGGGCGCCGGAGGGCUUGGCUGCUUCGGCUACAAGGGCGAGGACGAGGCGGGCCUCAUCCGGCCGGCGACCAUCACGGAGGUGCGGGCCAGCGAGGCGCGCUUCGACCUGCCGCACUCGUACACGACGCUCGACCUGGACCGCCAGGCCGCCAUCCCCGUCUCGCAGCCCCACAUGCCGCCCACACCCACCACGUUCGACAGCACCUCCGUUGCCGGAGGAGGCUCCACACCCGUGGGCUCCAUCACUCCGAUGACGCCCGGGCCGGGCCCCCUCGUGGGCACCAACGGGCCGCUGCUGCCCCAUGGCCCCUUCGACACCCUCAAGCCCCCCGCCACCUCAGAGUACCCCACCUCCACGCACAACAGCUUCUUCAUGAACAAGGCGUGCGGGGCGGAGGUCAAGCUGAACGACACGACGCCGUGCUCCGUGGCCUGCAUGCCGCCCGCACCGCCGAACACCAUGUACCAGAGCCCCGGCUACCGCUACGACAGCUCCGCCAUAAACCUAAGCGUGAAGACGUCGGCGCUCGGACCCAACCCCAUGUCCCCGGCGAACGUGAUGGACUUGUCGGGCCCCAUGGGCACCGGAGGCCCCAUGGUGACGUCCCCGCAGUACCCCGGCCCCGGCGUGUCCCCCUGCUACAGUGGGCCCCAGCUGGUGUCCCCGGGGAGCUCCCACGACUCCCAGCACACGAGCCAGACUCUGGACCUCUCGCUCGCCCGCCCGCCGGGAUCGCUCAGUCUGCCGGCCUACAGCGGUCCCACCAGCCCGGAGUACAGUCCGCCGUCGCGCCUUGGGACGGCCUACCCCGGCGGGGGCGCGCCCUUCCAGCAGCCUCCCAUUGACGAACAAACAGAGCCAGUGGACUUCUCCUCCCCUGCGGAACCAGUCAACUUCAGUCUCGCUCGCCCCUUGGAGUAUGGCGUCACGCCCGACUACGCCCGCGCGCCCACGGCCCCUGCUUGCCCGCCUCACGACAACGGCUAUGCAGCAACGCCCGACAGGACCCACGACUUCCGGAAUAUGAACGGUAAGCCUCUGAUAUGGUCAAGCAAUAGCCGCUCAUCUGGCUACAACUCCAUGACAACUCGGCCUUACGACGUCACCACGGCCUAUAACACCGGCUAUAUGGGCUACCAGGGCUACCAGGGAGGCUAUAUGGGGGCCGGGAGCUACGGUGCCACAAUGGGUGGGGACUACAUGACCACUACCGCCUGCACCACGCCCUAUCAGCUUUCCCCGUCACGCUCUCAACCUCCGCCCACGCCCAUGCCUGAUAGGUACGCCCGUCAUUCCUGCAACUUACCCUCACAGCUUACCCUCGCAGGCAGUAUGGGCGGGUUCAGUGGCUGCUUUAUUGUCCUUUCUUUCACUAAACGCAGACUCGUAUGUGGAGCUGUUUUUGUCUUUGUCAUUGUCAAUGCAAAUCGCAAGUAUUUUUGUGAAAAUAAACUCAGCUUCACAAACCACAGCGUGCGCGCGUAUACACGGAGCAGCAAUAGACGUGAUGGCAAAGAGUUGAUCCAGUGCCCGACGCCCGGCUGCGAUGGCAUGGGCCACGUCACGGGGAACUACGCCACACAUCGCAGUCAUAGAGAAUGGCAUGAUGGCGUCAUACUGCCACGAUGCACUCCUGACCGCAUUAAUGCUGCAGCGCAGUAUGAGGUGUGGGAUGAAGGAAGAAGGAAACCAAUUCGUAGUGGAAAGAGUGAUGUGCCUUCACCUGUAGGGGGCUGGGGACUCCUGUCCGGAUGUCCGCGCGCCGACCGAUCGAGCAUCCAGCACCAGACACAAGAACUGAAGUGCCCCACGCCGGGAUGCGACGGGUCAGGACACGUCACGGGAAACUACUCGUCGCACCGCUCGCUCUCCGGCUGCCCCAGAGCCAACAAGCCUAAACACAAGCCCAAGGAUUCUCAGGAUUCCGAGCCUCUUCGCCAACACUACAAACGUGACAUAAGCUCUCCUGAAAGCAUUGUCAACUUAUCACCGAAACCCAUUCUCAGCACACAGCCAUUCUCCAGCAACCCAUGUUAUACUAAAAUUGCCAAGCCGGAAACACUCUGCCGAACGCCAUUUGCUCCUCCUUUCCAACCGCGACAACCAAGAAGUAGUAAACUGUUAGCCACCAACUCAGAAGAACCGGCAAUACAGUGUAACAACAACCUCCACGUGACCCUCGAGCACCAGACGCUGAUCUCUGAAUGGCAUCGCCAUGUGUGGCCCUCGAUCAUACCCACCCAAAAACCUACGCGAACCAACAUCAUCCGUCGAGCCUCACCCUCAACCCACCUUCCACCAAAAACGUUGGACGCUGAUUAUGGGCAGGCACCCCAACGCAUAAAACCCUGCAAGCCCAGUCCAGAACUGACCGCUCAAGACUUCCCAAUCCAAGGAAUAGCUACCAAACCAGAACCACAUGCCACCACACCAUCCAUCGACACAAUCUCUCACCCACACCCUACUCUGCCGGAUCACCCCCUGAUGGCUAAUAAAUGCGCCUCCGACAAAACGAAUUUACCACGACUCGGCACGCGCGAACACCGUCUACCCAAGAAUAACUCAACGGGCAAUGCAUAUCCUUCAUCAAAUCCAGCAACUCUCCCACAAACUACCACCCUGCGCUAUCCAAUAUCGUUCCGCACACCGUCACGAGUCUAUUCACCAGAUAAAAUAGAGGGUUACAAGAGGCCUGAGCUCUCACAUCCAAUCAUACCGCACUAUCAUCUUCACUGA
This is a messenger RNA of Penaeus vannamei (Pacific white shrimp), 4044 nucleotides long. Lineage: Eukaryota; Metazoa; Arthropoda; Malacostraca; Decapoda; Penaeidae. The record is from RefSeq and is a predicted model, not a curated record.